AUGCAUCAGCAGCAGUUGGUCCUCUUCUGUUUUUCCCUGGUUUUGCUGGCAUCGCCCCUUAUGGCCAUAUGGGAACUGAAGAAAGAUGUUUAUGUUGUAGAGUUAGACUGGUAUCCUGACGCCCCUGGAGAAGUGGUGGUCCUCACCUGCAACACCCCUGAAGAAGACGGAAUCUCGUGGACCUCGGACCAGAGCAAUGAGGUCUUAGGCUCUGGCAAAACCUUGACCAUCCAAGUCAAAGAGUUUGGAGAUGCUGGCCAGUACACCUGUCACAAGGGAGGCGAGGUUCUCCGCCAUUCUCUCCUUCUGCUUCACAAAAAGGAAGAUGGAUUUUGGUCCACUGAUAUUUUAAAAGACCAGAAAGAACCCAAAAAUAAGACCUUUCUAAAAUGUGAAGCAAAGAAUUAUUCUGGACGUUUCACCUGCUGGUGGCUGACAGAAAUCACUGAUGAUGUGAAAUUCAGUGUCAAAAGUGUCAGAGGCUCCUCUGACCCCCGGGGAGUGACCUGUGGAGCAGUGACACGCUCAGCAGAGAAGAUCAGAGUGGACCACAGGGAGUAUUGGAAGUACACGGUGGAGUGUGAGGAGGGCAGUGCCUGCCCAGCUGCUGAAGAGAGGCUGCCCAUUGAGGUCGUGCUGGAUGCUGUUCAUAGGCACAAGUAUGAAAACUACACCAGCAGCUUCUUCAUCAGGGACAUCAUCAAACCAGACCCACCCAAGAAUCUGAAACUGAAGCCGUUAAAGGAUUCCCGACAUGUGGAGGUCAGCUGGGAGUACCCCGACACUUGGAGCACCCCACAUUCCUACUUCUCCUUGACAUUUUCUCUUCAGAUCCAGGGCAAGAACAAGAGAGAAAGGAAAGAUAGACUCUUGGAAGACAAGACCUCAGCCAAGGUCACGUGCCACAAGGAUGCCUUGAUCCGUGUGCAAGCCCGAGACCGCUACUAUAGCUCAUCCUGGAGCGAGUGGGCAUCUGUCUCCUGCAGUUAGGUUCUACUCCCAGGAUGAAACCUUGGAGGAAAAAAGGAAGCCGUGCAAAGCUUUUAAGAGGCACGGUGCACUAGACCCAAAAAGAUAUUUUCUACCUAAUUUGUGUUUUUUUAAGUGUUUUGUUGUAUUUAUUUUAUUGCAAUGCUAACUGCCCAAUGAAACAAUCCGGUAAUUUAUUUAUAGAGUUGCUAGCUAGCAGGCUGCAACUGCUAUUUAGAUAUUUAAGUAAUUUAUGUAUUUAUUAAUUUAUUAUGGUAUUUAACAUUUUUGUGCCAAGAUUUAUAUGUUUCACACUCUCAUGACCUGAUCCAUAAGGAACGGGUCCUAUUAUGUAAAAUGUGAAUUUAUGUGUCAUUUAUACUGACAACUUUUCCAUCGAGUCUGCAAGUGCCUCCGUGUUAUAGCAGCCAGUAAGAAUGCAGAGUUCUGAUGAUGGAUGGAUAAUUAAAUGGAGACUUGGAGACGAGAAGCCACUUGAGAAGGUCCUGGGAAGAUGUUAGUUCUCAUGUCCAGGAAGAGUUACAAUUCACGGCCACCUAAGCAAGUUAAAUCUUUGGAUGCCUGAAUUUAGAAAGGGCUAAAAUUCAAAAAAGAAAAGAAACUGAGCUUCAUUCCGCCUCUGUGGCAAUCCCCACCCAUCUAUCAGUAAGGUAUAGGAGAGUGACACAGACAUCACAAGUGUCUGAAAAGUAAAAAGAUCUUAUGAUUGAAGAGGAAGAAUAAGUGUGGUUAUAGAUAAGGCCAUAAAAGUGUCAGAAUUGCCAGUUGCUCCUCAGUAGCCAUGUAAGAAAA
Myotis myotis is the source of this 1782-nucleotide messenger RNA. RefSeq names its product interleukin 12B (gene IL12B). The record is from RefSeq and is a predicted model, not a curated record. Gene Ontology annotation, cellular component: external side of plasma membrane; membrane. NCBI's taxonomy places the organism in Eukaryota, Metazoa, Chordata, Mammalia, Chiroptera, Vespertilionidae. Gene Ontology annotation, molecular function: cytokine receptor activity; protein binding. The transcript is spliced from 7 exons. The coding region runs from base 1 to 990 and encodes 329 amino acids. Gene Ontology annotation, biological process: immunoglobulin mediated immune response; cytokine-mediated signaling pathway.